This is a messenger RNA of Plenodomus lingam JN3, 192 nucleotides long. The record is from RefSeq and is a predicted model, not a curated record. Lineage: Eukaryota; Fungi; Ascomycota; Dothideomycetes; Pleosporales; Leptosphaeriaceae.
AUGUCUCCUGAGUCUUGGAAUUCCUGUUUCCAUCGCCGAGCCGGCAUACGCCAUCCGCCCUGGCCAAACUCGCUUUAUCGAAGGCUCGCCAUGUCGAGGCUCGAGCAGACUGGCGACGAGUCGCUUGCUUGCUCGUGCUCAGACGCUCGGCCAACGCUCACUCCGGCUCCCGGGAAUGGAGAAUGCCAGUAG